CAUCACAUUGACAUUCCGAGACUCGAGGCGCUCGAAGUAUUUCGGAGAGAAUUUAUUUUAUUAGAUUGCUUUGCAAUUGUGUUUAAUUGAUAGUGUAUAUUGAGUGCAUAAACAAACAAUGAAUCAAAAACAAUAAUAUUAUUUUUAAAACAAAAAUGAUAGAUGUUCCUUUUAGAAGAAGCCAAUGGCCCUACCUUUUGACUUGCGUGUGUCAAUAUUAAGUGUUUGGGCCUUUGGGAUUAAAUUGCAAUGUUUUUCUUCAAGAAUGUGGUUAUGGACGCCUUUCGUUGCAGUAAAUACUUGAUACUGAUACUCAGUAUUUUCUGGAGGCUAGAUUUCGCGCACGGUUUGAGGUGUUACUGCAACUUCGAGAGUUGUCCCAACUCAACAUGUGAGACAGAUGGCUACUGCUAUGCAGCCACCGCUCUUGAGAAUGGACUCAAGAAGCACACAUACCAUGAGGUGGUCUUAAGCUGUUUGCCAAACAGUACAUUAUUACCACCCGAGUAUCCAUGGCAAUGCCGCGAGCCCCGCUCCUAUUGCUGUAUCAGCGAUUUCUGCAAUACUGAUGCCGAUUCUCGGAAAAAGAUUGCAAAAGUGCUCCGCGCUUCCUUCACGGAAUCGAACACAUCGGCGACAGCAUGGCAAGUGCUACCAUGGAUCAUGGGGCUUAUGGUGCUGGGAGUAUGCGCCGCUAUCAGUCUGUGGUGGGCGCGGAGGUCGCCCAAGGUGCUCAAGCGAGAGUCAAGGUCUCUCUUCGCGCCAGAGGACUCUUGCUGCGAGACCCGCCACUCUAUGAUGACUGCCACCAUUCGAGACAUGAUCGAGCUGACUACCUCGGGCUCCGGAUCUGGGCUGCCGCUCUUGGUCCAGAGGUCAAUAGCUCGUCAAAUCCAACUCGUGGAUAUAAUCGGCAAGGGCAGAUUUGGCGAGGUCUGGCGCGGGCGAUGGCGGGGUGAGAACGUAGCUGUGAAGAUCUUUUCGUCUCGAGAGGAAUGCUCCUGGUUCCGUGAAGCUGAGAUCUAUCAGACGGUGAUGCUGCGCCAUGAAAACAUAUUAGGGUUCAUCGCUGCCGAUAAUAAAGAUAACGGCACAUGGACUCAGUUGUGGCUGAUCACGGAUUAUCAUGAAAAUGGCUCGUUGUUUGACUUCCUCGGCGCGCGAACGAUCGACGCCAACACGCUGGUCAAGAUGGCGCUCUCUAUUGCCACGGGGCUGGCACAUCUGCAUAUGGACAUUGUUGGCACUAAAGGCAAGCCAGCUAUAGCCCAUCGUGACCUCAAGUCGAAGAACAUCCUUGUGAAGAGCAACUUGACUUGUGUGAUUGGUGACCUCGGGCUGGCCGUGCGGCAUAACGUAUCCAGUGAUAGUGUUGACGUUCCCUCGACCAACCGUGUGGGCACUAAACGCUACAUGGCACCUGAGGUACUAGACGAAAGCAUGGACUCGCGUCAGUUCGACCCAUACAAGCGUUCUGAUGUAUACUCGCUCGGGUUGGUUCUGUGGGAGAUUGCGCGGCGCUGCGGCGCUAUGCCAGACGAGUACCAGCCUCCAUACUACGAGUGUGUGCCCCCAGAUCCAGCUCUGGAGGAUAUGCGGCGCGUGGUGUGCAUUGAGCGGCGAAGACCUGUGCUGCCCAACCGCUGGCAUUCGGACCCGGUGCUGUCAGCAAUAUCGAAGGUGAUGAAAGAAUGCUGGUACCAGAAUCCCGCAGCUCGCUUGACAGCUCUUCGAAUCAAGAAGACCCUCGCGAACAUAGCCACAGUAGACCAUUUCAAGCUGUAAGACACCGCUUGCCGUACUAGUCAUAUUGGACGCCUCCAACGAACCGAAUUUGGAAGUGGCUCCGUACAAAGUUUGGUUCUCAUUUGAAUGUAAUAUAUCAAUCGAAAACAAUGAAAUUUCGUAGCCACGUCCUAAAAAUUUAUCCUGUAUCCAUUGUUUGCCAGAUUUCUGUGAAAAUGUGUAGUUUUACACCAGAAUUCAUAGUCAAGAUACGAGCUUCUUUAGAGAAUGAUUUAGAUGACAUACAACCUUAAUGGAUUACAUAAAGGUUGAAUAUGACACAUGUCAUUUGAGUUGUACUCUAAAAGAGUCGCUAUCUUGACUAUGAAUUCCAGUGUUAAUGUUGCACUAAAAAAUGCCAAGUUUAAAAGUUAUACAGAAUUAUACUGUCAAUGUUUGAGUCGAUGUAAUCUUGAAACUACACAUUUUUGCAGAAAUCUGGCAAACAACAAACACAGAUUUUGGUUUCUAAAACGUCUCUACAAAGUUUCAUUGAGUUGGAACCAAACAAGGUCAUGCUAAGGAAACUUCUUUAAAAAAAGACCUGUUAGAAAAAUGAAAAAUAUCAAAAAAUUCAGCAGUUCAGCCGAAAUUAAUACUUAAUCUAACAGAUAGAUUCUAGAUUCCUCGAUAAGUUACUUAUGUUCGCAAAUAACUUGAGCAUUGAUGCGAUUGGUUGGCGACUGGCGCGUGCAUGCGAUUGGUUGAUCAGUUGGUGCGGGUGCACGCGAUUGGUUGAUACAUCGACUUGCGCUUCCCGGAUUCGCCAACUUUCUCUCACUACACCUCUUCAGGACCAAGUUUGCCGAGCACUAUAUUUGAGCAAAGUUAUUUGUCAAAAAAGACCAUAAUGACAGAAUAACAAUGUUGAGUAACGCCAGAAUGUCCUUCUGAAUCCUUUUUUAUGGACCUGUCAUCCCAUCUUGUGGAGUCCACGGGUGACCUGAGGUCUGGCAGUUACCUCCAUCAGCAUAUUAGUCUGGCCAUUCAACGAGGUAACGCAGCCAGCGUUCUGGGCACCUUGCCUUGUUACAGUGA
Maniola jurtina (meadow brown) is the source of this 2823-nucleotide messenger RNA. It is a transcript of the gene babo, whose product is annotated as TGF-beta receptor type-1. Gene Ontology annotation, molecular function: ATP binding; activin binding; activin receptor activity, type I. NCBI's taxonomy places the organism in Eukaryota, Metazoa, Arthropoda, Insecta, Lepidoptera, Nymphalidae. The transcript has 9 exons. The coding region runs from base 250 to 1785 and encodes 511 amino acids. The record is from RefSeq and is a predicted model, not a curated record. Gene Ontology annotation, biological process: protein phosphorylation; activin receptor signaling pathway; cellular response to growth factor stimulus. Gene Ontology annotation, cellular component: plasma membrane; activin receptor complex.